Messenger RNA from Suillus fuscotomentosus, 645 nucleotides. RefSeq lists its product as uncharacterized. Lineage: Eukaryota; Fungi; Basidiomycota; Agaricomycetes; Boletales; Suillaceae. The annotation marks the transcript as partial. The record is from RefSeq and is a predicted model, not a curated record. The transcript has a single exon.
CCCAUAUCAUUUGGAUUUAACGGCCUUCCGACUGAGCUCGCCCUCAUCAUCUUCAAGCUUGCGGCACAACCACCUUUUGCUCAACAUGCGCCUUUCACCCGAGAUCCAUACUCAUCUGCCCUUUCACUAUGCCAGGUCUCCAAAAUUGUCAGGCGCGCUGUGCUGCCUGAACUUCUUCAUACAGUGUUAUUGUCAACAGCUCGCCAACUGCUUGCUUUCAUAUGGGCUCUGCGUAUGCAGAAAAAAUACAUCGAUCGACAACAUGAUCUAGCUUUUGAUUAUGCAUCUUGCGUGCACAUGAUCUCAAUCGGAGACUUUCGGGGGCCUUUGCAAAGCCCACCUAUUCCCUACUUUCCCGUUCCUAUGCCCGAGCUUGAAUGCGAGCUCGAUAUCAGUUUGCUCGCUCCAGUCAUUCUCGGUGCAUCCUCCCUCGCAAUCCACUUUAAUAAUCUAAAUCUUCUCUCAAAAUGCCUCAAACAUGCGUGCAACUCCGAUGUCGACUUAAAUGUCGACCACAAAAAUUCAUUGCUUCCUUGGAGCACGGGAAGUUUGACGCUAUUGGGUAUAUUCUCUCAUACAUGGUGGCCCUUCGUGGGGUCUGUCCAUGGAUAUGCUUUCCUCGCUUCCAUCCAACACCUCACCCUA